Molecule: messenger RNA, 4487 nt
Organism: Schistosoma curassoni
Lineage: Eukaryota; Metazoa; Platyhelminthes; Trematoda; Strigeidida; Schistosomatidae
Source: the annotation of a GenBank genome assembly
GAAUUUUGAAUUUGACCUGGUGCUGCGUGCUGACCUCGCCUUGUUGGGUUGUAAGGACAGUAAAUAUGCACGUAAAUGGAUGCAUGGGCAGCAAUCUUUCGGACGUCUUCCCUUCACUUCCUUUCCAAGACUCAAUGAAUAACUCUGUCAAUGGUUCAGUCUUGAAUAUAAACGGACCAAACGUAAACAACAUUGAUACUAUGUCUCGACUCAAGUUUCUUGGCUUAAAUUUGGGGAAUAAUAAUCAGAAUGGAAAUAGUAACACCCUUUGUAAUGAAGAUCGCUCACGCACCAAUUUGAUUAUCAACUACCUUCCUCAGAGCUACGACCAAAACGAUCUCCAGCGUCUUUUUGAGCGAGUGGGACCUAUUAGGCAGUGUAAGCUUAUUAGAGACAAGAACACGGGCGCUAGUUUGUGUUAUGGGUUCGUAGAUUUCGUGAACCCUCAGCACGCAGCUUUAGCAAUACAAACCUAUCAUGGCUAUGAGACGGAGCAGAAACGACUGCGUGUGGCGUACGCCAGUUCAGGUGGUCGUCGGUUCACACCAGGACAUCGUCUCCAAACAUUUUCCAAUGGAACUAAUUUCCCAGGUUCACUAAACUCUGAAGUCACAAAUGAAAAUAUAAUUGGAUGGGAGAUUAUAGUAACUGGGAUACCUGUAGAGUGGACUGAACCGGAUUUACUCCGUCUCUUUUCUAAUUUCGGGGCCGUUGUGGUUAUUAGAUUAUUAGCUCCUCAAUUUCCCGAUUCACCACCAGGUCAAAAGCCUCGUCUCAGUCCCGCUUUGAAUGGAGCUUCAAGUGAUAUGAGUUCAGAAUCAGCAGACACCAAGUUCACUUCAAGUGCAUCUGUCAUUUUCCAGGAGAAAAAUAAUGCUGAACUUUCUGUUUUGCGCUUGAAUGGUUAUCAGGCCCCGGAAUGGACCACACCGCUUAGAUUGCGUUUAAUUGGUUCAGUAACAAGAGAAACUUAUGGACUGUUUUACUUUUCUUCGCGUCAGUCACCACUCCCGCUUAAUCGUACAACUAACAACAACAGUAACGCCGAUCCGUUGACCGAAUCGAAUAUACUCACAAAUGUGCUGAAUAGACGGACGCUGAACACACUAGGCUGCGCUGUGCACGGAAAUUCACAAAGUCAGUAUAUGGCAGAAACAAAAAACUCUGAAGUCACUCUAAACGUAGCAGUGGAAUCUAGCAGUUCCCUCCAGUUACCGUCAAACCCACCGUUUGGCAUCCCUCCUCGACCAAUCAUGCGAAACAAAAUCACUGAUCACAACCUAACAUCGAUCUUCAACCGCGACGUCCUCUCACAAACCAGUUCGUUAGAUGUCUUGGAUUUCCUUGACGGUCACCAUAAUGCAAACUCACCAGGUUUGGUUGCUGGGGUUGAUCGCUGUUCAUCCAGAGAAAUCUCGAUAAUUAACACGCUAAACUCCCAACGAACUGUCGACAAUGACCAGCCGAAACUGGAACAGUCUCUCAGGAACUUGACGAAUACAACGAGUCAUUCUCCAUGGCUGUUUUCCCAACAGCGGUCUGUACUUAACCCACUUCCGGAAACUGGACGUUCUGACGAAAUAAACCCGAGUGCGUUGACAGCUGGAGUAUGCAGGCGUUUGUCUGUUAAAAGUCCUUUGAUACCAAGUCCUGUCUUGUCGAGUUUAUUAACACAGCGGGGUUGUCAGAUGAACAUAUGGCUCAAACUAGAAAAUAUUCAACCGACUGGAUCAUUCAAAAUUCGUGGUGUUGAAAAUGUGGUUCGCAAGUGGGCAGCCGCGGGAGUGACUCAUAUUGUCUGUCCAACUACUGGGAAUGCAGGCAUAGCCGUAUCUUUUGCAGCUCACACUUACAGAAUAAACUGUACAUUAGUAGUUCCUGAGGCUCUUGAGCAAACUAUUAGACGGCGCCUAUCAUUAGAGGCGCAGGAAGCCAAGAUCGUUAUUGGUGGCACCAGUUUCUUGGAGGCCCAUCACCGCGCUGAACAAUUAGUAAACGACCUACAAUCCGGACAUAAUGAUCCCACUGUCCGACUUCUUCAUCCUUAUGAUCAGCCUGAACUAUGGGAAGGAUACGAAACUAUUGUCGACGAAGUCACUCCAGAAAUCGGUCAACCAGAUGCUAUAGUUGUCGCCGUUGGUGGUGGAGGGUUGCUUGCAGGCGUCAUACAAGUGAGUGUCGUCACAUUUUGAAACUUCUUCCAUCUAAAAUUUGGUAUCCCAUGUACAGCUUAAUACUCCGAGGGUUAGCAAUACUACCUAAAUCAAAGUGAAUAUAGGUGCCUUGAAUGUAUGGUCCAUUGGCUGUAAACCAAAUCAUCUAUCUUCCUGUCUCCUACAAAAAUGUUUGUAUAUAUCUGUAACAUUUUUCAUGUUAUUUUUACUCACGAUGUUAACCCAGUUCUAUAAUGCUGAUACAGCAAAAAUUUGUAAAUUCAGGCUUCACAUUCAUAGUCAGUACAUUUAACAACGAACUUCAUAAUUCAAAUACGCUGGACAACUAAAAUAUCUUAAUAUAUUUUUAAGGUGAUGCCUUUUUAUAAACCUUUUAUCCCACAAAUAAGUUUUAUCCAGGGCUUAUUCUCCGAAGAUUUUCAUGAGGUAUUUCUACAUGUUUAGGGUCUGUGGAAUAGAGGAUGGUCUUCAACCCAUAUCGUAACUGUGGAAACAGAGGGGGCAGAUUGCUUAAACCGUUCAUUGAAAUCUGGUCAGUUAGCAGUUAUCCCACGAAGCUCAACGAUUGCAACUUCUCUCAGCGCCCCAGUCUUGGCACAGCGUGCUUGGAGUUUGGCUCAAUGCCAUUCGAUUAGUGCAGUGACCUGUACUGACGGAGAGGCAGUUGAUGGAGUUAAACGUUUUUUGGAUGACCAUGGAAUGCUUGUUGAUCCAGCUUGUGGAGCAGCACUUUCGACUAUAUAUUCAGGCUACCUAUCACGCCUACAACUAGAGGGUCGCCUACCUCGUCCCUCCAAUGUUCUGAUAAUUAUCGGCGGUGGACGGAAUGUCUCUUUUCGUCAGUUGAUUGACUGGGAAAACCAAAUGUCUUCAUUUGCUCCAGAACAAAUUGCUGCAUCUGUUUUACCGCCUUUAUCAAGUUCUUACAUCACUCACUUAUCACCUCGUUCGACAUGCCAAGAAAUACCUAAAUCUUCAACAAUGACUCAUUACACGUCAGGGACUGAACACGAAGAAGGCAGAGUUGGGACCCCAACACCAAACACGCCGCGAUCUGUGUGUGCUAUUUUGAGCAGAACUGCAGUCUCCAGGUCUGAUGCUGCUGACCACCACAUGUCAGUUUGCAAUGGACUGGAGGUCGAAAAUAGUUCUGAAUGCGCUGGUUCUUUAAAUCCACACGACCUAAUGAAUUUCUCCAAACUCCUGGCCUCAUCUGAGGCUGAAGGUGAAGAAGGUGGGCUACGUGAAUAACAACCUUCAGAUUAAUCAAUGUUAACCAUGUUUUAUUUUUACUUCUAUAUUUUGACUAUAAACAGUUUUAUGUUUUUCUGUUUUCUAGGCUUAGGUUAUCUUGAAUACCAUAUACUUAAUUAUUUUUGACUGCUUUUGUUUGUUUGGAUUUCUCUUAUUGAAAUUGAAAUUUUUAGACGGCUGCAACACACGGACAAGCAUUAAUCACUCUUGAUUUAUUAUUUGUUUAUUGGAUUUCGUAUUCUUUUUUCAUUUGGUGGUUAUUAUAGUCUUUGAAUGCUGAUCCACUUAUUUGUUUAUUUUAGUCUUUAUUGUCUUAUAGAUAUUUGUUUUGUUUACUCUUCAUUAGUUUAUAAUUUGUUUCGUCAUUUUGUCGUCAUUUCCACUUAUAUUAAUCUGUUUAACGCGCUGUUAUGGUGUAAGAUUCGAGGACUAUUACACCCAUAUGAGAGAGAAAAUACAUCUAAUAAACAAAUAAUGAAUCAACAGAGAUCAAUGCGUGUCGGUCGUGCAAAUUUGUUAGCGCAUCUAUUUACCAGUGAUUGAAUUCUCUUGAUGGUUAUCAUGUCUCCCUACCUCACUUCAUCUAUUUUAUGCUUCAUCUUUCUCUGUAAACUUGGCCUAUUUUUUCAUUAAAUGAGCAUCAUUUCAUAUAAAUUAACCAUUCCGUUCCUCUAGUUUAUUUUCGCAAAUUGAUUUAGUUAAUUUGUGUGUAACGCCUUACUUGAAGCAAGGUGGACACAGUCGCAUUUGUUUUGUUUUUAUCUUAUGUUACUUAUCUUUAUCGUACUACACAAUUAUUUCGCACUUGUGCCUUUCUUUUUAUAGUCAUUGUGUGUUUUUAUUAUUUCUGGCAAGCAGCAUUACUUUCUAAUCUGAUAGAGUACAAGAUUUUGGAUUUAUUUACUCUAUUGUAUUUCGUUUUCAAUAAUGGAAACAAUUAUGUAUGGUUUUGCUUGUUGGUUUUUUGUAGUCUUUUUUAUUACCAUUUACUUAUAAUGUGUAUCACCUACAUUACUUUGCAUUGUUUUUUAAUUUUCAUUGCAUAAAUUUGUGUGUUGC